Messenger RNA from Ogataea angusta, 2985 nucleotides. RefSeq lists its product as uncharacterized. Bases 1 to 2985 code for a protein of 994 amino acids. Gene Ontology annotation, cellular component: endoplasmic reticulum. Gene Ontology annotation, molecular function: phosphatidylinositol deacylase activity. The record is from RefSeq and is a predicted model, not a curated record. Gene Ontology annotation, biological process: endoplasmic reticulum to Golgi vesicle-mediated transport; GPI anchor metabolic process. The transcript has a single exon. Lineage: Eukaryota; Fungi; Ascomycota; Pichiomycetes; Pichiales; Pichiaceae.
AUGUCGCCGGCCUAUGCCCGAGUCCAUGGCUUCGACGAGUCUCAUACAAGAUUCGCCUCCAAGUACUCUCUAUAUCUCUAUAGAGAACAAGGCAGAGACUCUCUUCCUGAUAAUGACGGCCAAAGCUUGAGACUGAGCGGAACUCCCGUGCUUUUCAUCCCUGGAAACGCGGGCAGUUACAAGCAGGUGCGGUCUCUGGCCUCCCAAUCAGCCAAUUCAUAUUACACCGAGCUCGAGAAAUUCAAAGACCUCAAUCCCAAUGUGAACAGCCUCGAUUUCUUCGCUGCAGAUUUCAACGAGGAUUUCACAGCAUUCCAUGGUAGAACCAUGCUGGACCAGGCUGAGUACCUCAACGACGCAAUAGGGUUUAUUCUAAGUCUCUAUCGACAUAACCCGACACCUGCACGGUCUGUGAUACUGGUUGGGCACUCAAUGGGAGGAAUUGUGGCCAGAGUGAUGCUCAGUCUCCCUAAUUAUGUUGAGGACUCCGUCAACACGAUAAUCACAUUGGCUGCACCCCACGCGGCGGCCCCGGCGACCUUCGAUGCCGACUUGUUGCACGUCUUUGCUGCCACUGACGAUUUUUGGCGUCAUGGCUUUGUCAGUCUGGACUCGGACGACUCAGGAUUCAGCAAGCUUGCACGAAGGAGACUGGAAAGCGUAUCGCUAGUGUCGAUCACAGGUGGCCUUCUUGACAACAUGCUUCCCGCCGACUAUACUUCGUUGACGGGAUUAGUCCCCGAGACCAAUGGGUUUACGAUUGCUACCACUGGUAUUCCUGGAGUUUGGACUCCAAUCGAUCAUCUCGCUAUUGUGUGGUGCGAUCAGCUUCGCAAAGUUCUGGCAAGUUCUCUGCUGCAACUGGUUGACAAAACAUCUGUAUCGCAGACGUAUCCGCUCCAAAAGAGAAUGGAGAUUUUGCGCAAGAAUCUCUUUACAGGCUUUGAGGCCGAUGCUACCCAGGACUUUGAUUCGUACAAGGCGGGCGCAGGUAAACUGGAUUUGCCAUAUAAACUCAAAAUCGACACGAAGCAAUUCAAAGACACUUCUCGACAGCGCAAUUUGCAACUACCUAGAUCCAAGUUGAAAAGGAACACGCAUUCAUCUCCAGAUAUGCAUUUGUUUUAUAUUCCGAAAGAUGGGCUCAAAUUCAAGUUCAAUUUUCUGAGUUCGCUAAAGCCUGUGGAUAUAUCUCGUUUAGGCGAAGGCUUUGCAUCCCCAUCUAUUAUGCUGUGCAGAACCCUGAAUCCGGACGGACGGUCUUUUAAAAAAGAAUUCGAUUAUACAACCGGCACCACAAGCAAGGCGGUUCAGCUAGAAUGCAUAGACAUUCAUGGAGACGCCCACAUGAUCCCAAGGUCCUACAGUGACUCCAAAUCUUCCAGUGAGUCGUCGCUGGGCGCAGAAAAACAGCCGUUCUAUUCUAUUCAGUUGGACUCCCGAGUUCUCUCGAUGUUUGAUGCUGUGGUCAUUGCCGAGUCGCCAGUGCCAGUAGAAAGUCCGGAAUUUGUUCUUGCAGACCUGGAGCUCACUCAGUCCACGGACCUUAUCUUAGGAGACUACAGCCUAUGGACGUUGUUCAGUAGAGGAUACGAUAUCACUUUACCUGCUCACCGGCCUUUGUCAAUCAGCAUUAAGAUCCCUUCUGCAUGGUCCAGUUUACUUGCAUACAACUUUGAUAUACGUUAUCAGCAAUCGCAGAUGGAAAGAUUCUCGCCCAUGAUCAGCCAGAGAAUCAGAGACGAGACUAAAUGGCAUAUCAAUGUACAUCAGGAUAAAUCGAUUACCGCAUUAGUUCAGGGAGUUUCUCCAUUCUGCCCUUUCACUAGAGAUGAUACAUCAUCGCUAGAAUUGCAAAUAUUCAGCGACUCCUUGGCUUCUGACCAGAUUAUGGACAUCUACUUGACCGUGGACUGGUUCAAGUCGCUAAAGUUACUGGUUCUCAAAUACAGGCUUUCGGUCUUCAGUUUCCCCGUCUUUAUCACAACGCUUGUGUUUUUUCUGCAAUUCAGAAAGUACAUCAACGAAGACGUUUUUCCAUCUUUUGGGGAAGGGUUGUAUAUGCUCUGUGAUCCACAUGUUCUCAUUCCGUUGGCUUUGGCACUAAGUGUUUUGUCUUCGUUUGCAUCGCACAGUUUUUUCCAGAAGCUUUUGAGUUACAUCGACCCCGUGGACUUUGGAAACAAGACUCUCAUGCAUGAAAUAGAAAAGUCAGACGUAUUCGUUAACCUCUACUUUCUGGGUCUCGAAGAGAAAGCUCUCUGGUUCUUUGGGCCUGUGGUAUUGGUGAUUUCGUUGUCGUUGGUAUGUGCAUUUUACAACCUUCUUGAGGUUUUGCUAUGGACGAUUGUUGUGUGUUUGCGCAAAUUGCACAUUUCGAGCCUUUUCAAACCUGGCAUGUCUGGCAAUUACAAUAAACGUCGUGCAUUGGGUACUGCUUUAAUUCUUGCACUUGUGCCCCUAUACAUUCCGUACCAGUUUCCCUAUGUCGUCAGCUGUUUGGUGCAAUGCACAGUCGUGAUACGUGCCUUUUUGACCAGCCCGGGUCAGAAACACGUAUCUGUGGAGACCUUCCGCAACUUCAAUUUCUCGCUGCUCAUUUUAAUGCUGUGGAUUUUACCGGUGAAUAUUCCGGUGCUAAUCGUUUGGAUCCACAACUUCUCGCUACGUUGGGCCACGCCAUUUUCCUCGCAUCAUAAUUUUCUGGCCAUUAUUUCUAUCGUUUUCCUUGUGCAGAACAACGUUGCAGGCAACAUCAUUCCAAGGCCAACUUCGGUGGUAACCAUCUUUGUUACAAAGUUUGUGAUCGUAUACUUUUCGUUGUGCUCACUCAUUUACGGCACGCGUCACCUUUUUUGGUUGCAUUAUCUGUUCAAUUUCUUGUGCGCAUGGCUGCUCUGCUUGCUUUUGGAAGACGUUUGGAAGAAACAGGUGAAGAACGUCUCCAUGUUCAAAAAGGAGGACACACCAUCCAAGCUAAACUAG